Messenger RNA from Carassius auratus (goldfish), 877 nucleotides. RefSeq names its product ferritin, middle subunit-like. The transcript is spliced from 4 exons. The coding region runs from base 142 to 678 and encodes 178 amino acids. Gene Ontology annotation, molecular function: ferrous iron binding; ferric iron binding. The record is from RefSeq and is a predicted model, not a curated record. Gene Ontology annotation, biological process: iron ion transport; intracellular iron ion homeostasis. Lineage: Eukaryota; Metazoa; Chordata; Actinopteri; Cypriniformes; Cyprinidae. Gene Ontology annotation, cellular component: cytoplasm.
UGAUGAUCAUUCCACUCACAGCUUCAGGAAGGUCUAAAACAGGUUCUCGCUUCAACAGUGAUUGAACGGAACUAAUAUCUCAUCAAAAUUUCAUAUAUUUCUUUUUACGCUUUUGAUAAUAAAACGAUAAAAUCCGCCGAAAUGGAGACUUCUCAGGUUCGCCAGAACUUCGCGCGCGACUGCGAGGCUUUGAUCAACAAUAUGAUCAGUUUGGAGCUUUAUGCUGGAUACACCUACACCUCCAUGGCUCACUACUUCAAACGGGAUGACGUCGCCCUUCCUGGGUUUGCCAAAUUCUUCAAGAAGAACAGCGAGGAGGAGCGCGAGCACGCGGAGAAGUUCAUGGAGCUCCAGAACCAGAGGGGAGGACGCGUCGUGCUUCAGGACGUCAAGAAACCUGAGCGUGAUGAGUGGGACAAUGGACUGACUGCUAUGCAGUGUGCUCUUCAGCUGGAGAAGAAGGUCAACCAGGCUCUGCUGGACCUGCACAAGGUGGCAUCUGAGAAGGGAGAUCCUCAUCUGUGUGACUUCCUGGAGACUCACUAUUUGAAUGAGCAGGUUGAGGCCAUUAAGAAGAUUGGUGACCACAUCACCAACCUUACCAAGAUGGAUGCUGGCAACAACAGGAUGGCAGAGUACCUGUUUGACCAGCACACCCUGGGUGGAGACAGCAGCUAAAUACAGCCCUCUGUUUUCAAGAGCACAUUAUGUUUUCACGACACAGCUCAUAUACAGAAUUGUACGUUUGAAACAACUGAAAGGUGUAACAAGUAAAGGUUGAUGCAAUCUUGUUAUAACCAAGCCAUUGCUUUCCUGUUGAAUGUACACUAAUUGGUCUUAACCUGGUGUAUUUGAGGAAUAAACAUUUUGGACUGGA